AUGCACUUCUUCAAAACCAUCUCCUUCCUGGCGGCCCUCGUCUCCAUAGCGACCGCAGUCCCUGCUCCCUCAGCAUGCACAACCAUCUACCCUAGCAUCGCACGCGUCGAUGCUGCCCAGCCGGUAGCCUCCUACCUCCCAGGCUUCAGAGUCUCCCAGGAGGCAAACGCCGCCAAGAAGCAAGACACAUUCAUCGAGUUUACCGUCCCGCAGGGCGUCUGGGGUUGCACGCUCUCCUACUCCAUCCCUGCCGGCACACCGGUCAACACCGUCGGGCUUGCACCCGUGGAGGUCUUUUCAGCUGGCCCGCUGAGCCGCUCGCCAAGAGGUAUUGAUAUCUCUUGGGACUAUUGCCCGGCGCCAAUAAGUCUGGUCGGUAGCGUGAAAUUCGAGUCUGGAGCGAGUAAUCGGGUGAUCAAUAGCUUCGCCUGUGCCGGUACCAUGACCUACAGGCUGAGUAUUUCGAAUGGAUAUAGCAGCAAGACAAGCGUCGAGUUUGCGCAGGCGCCGGGAGUUGGGCUGCGGAUGAGUUAUAAUUGCUGA
Molecule: messenger RNA, 543 nt
Organism: Aspergillus nidulans FGSC A4
Lineage: Eukaryota; Fungi; Ascomycota; Eurotiomycetes; Eurotiales; Aspergillaceae
Exons: 1
Coding region: 1-543 (180 amino acids)
Source: RefSeq, a predicted model, not a curated record